This is a messenger RNA of Microthlaspi erraticum, 1713 nucleotides long. The record is from the annotation of a GenBank genome assembly. NCBI's taxonomy places the organism in Eukaryota, Viridiplantae, Streptophyta, Magnoliopsida, Brassicales, Brassicaceae.
AUGAAGGAAGAAGUCAUCGACCAAUCACCACCACCCGACCCAGACCCGAUCAAAACUCCGAAUUCGAAUUCAAUCAUCCACCCGAGGCGGGUGCCAUUCGAGCACGGCCUUCUCCCGAUCCAAAAGCUCGUUUUCACCGACCCGAUCCAGACUCUAGCUCCGAUCAAGCAAAAGCUAGCGUCUUCCGCGACGAAUAACCGCGUCGGAUCCGCUGCCAUUUCCGAUGCACUCUCGAUCUCCGGUGACCACGCGCGCCUCGUUCUCGAGACUCUCGGCUCGGUGCUACAUUGCGAGAGUGAUCCUCUGGUUCUGGCCAACCCGGAUGAAGUUGAUUCGAUUGGAGCUGAUUUGAGGGAUCUGAUUUUGUUUCUCUACAUUCAAUCGUAUAAGAAGCUGCUGCCUAGGACGCACAAGGACUCUGCAGCUGUCGCCGAUGUCUGGCCGUCGACUUCCGCUUUCGAUGGAUACUUAUCCGCCUUAUCGCCAAUUCAGCUGGUUCGUAGCAACAGCCGUCGGUUUAUGCCAUCGCCGGCAGAUGAAGAAGCUCAUCAGUUAUCGUAUCUGCAAAAGCACAUGGCAAAUAUUGUUUCCCUCCUUGCAGAGCCUGUGGAGGGAGAAGGAGAUGAAUCUUCGGUCCUGUCUAUGGAGAGUUUUGAGCACAUUGGGUUUCUUCUUCAUUUUGGUGAUAAGGGAUCUGACGUACCAUCUUUGAGCCAGGCUACUCCUUUCUUUGCCAAUUCUGAUCCUGAUAUGCCUGCUGUUCCCGUUCCUGCUUCCCAAGUGCAUGACUGGCUUCUGAAAACCAUCGCUUCCGCCUUAGAAAACAUUUCUGACAGAAUAUCUGGGAAAGAAAAUGGGCCGUCUGAUGCCUCUGAUCAAGAUGCUGCAAUGACGGAUGCUUCCGCGGCUCUUAAGAAAGUUUCAUCUAACGAUAGAGGUCCGUGUAUUAUCGAGGGAGUCUCCAAGACUUCGCUUUUCAAGCAGGCUUCCGAUCUUAAGGGUAGAUCUGUGAAGGUUGCCAAUUGCCAUGAUUCAGUCAUUUAUCUGUUAGCGCCGUUGAGAUAUGCAACUGUGUACGGAUGUUCUGAUUCUACUAUCGUUCUGGGAGCUGCUGGCAAGGCAGUAAGAGUUGAGCAUUGUGAGAGAGUUCAUGUGAUUGCAGCUACCAAAAGAAUCUGCAUCGCCAACUGCCGUGAAUGUGUCUUCUUUUUGGGAGUCAAUCAGCGACCUCUUAUCGUUGGUGAUAACAACAAACUACAGGUUGCUCCAUACAAUACGUUUUACUCAAACUUGGAGGAGCACAUGACAGAGGUAGGGAUUGUGCCAACCAUAAACAAAUGGAAUGAGUCCUUAGCACUGGGAGCAGUUGAUCCGCAAGACUCACUGUCACAUCCUACUGGUGCCUCUGAUAAACAAUCUGAAUCAGCUUCUUGUGUGGACCCUGACCUCUUCACUAACUUCUUGAUCCCAAACUGGUUUGCGGGAGAGACGCUUGGUUCAACGAAAGACAAUCCAUUUCCAUUACCAGAUCCCUAUAUGGCAGUGCAGCAGACAAACCUUAAGAACUUGGAAGAAACAAGGAAGUCCUUAAGAGAAACACCUCUUGAAGAAAACCGAAAACGAGAGCUCACUACUGCGUUCCACAUUCAUUUCAAAGACUGGCUCUACGCAUCGGGAAAUAUCCGGCAACUAUACUGCCUUCAAGGAGACUAA